UUUAGACUAGACGGAGAAAAGAGGCAUCAACAAUGCAGCUGUUUUAAAGAAACAAAAGUUGUCUGCUUUAUUUAGUGUACUGUAGCUAAAACUAAGUGUUUGUGUCUGUGUUGCUCUUCAUCAACAAUCAUGAAACGUGAGACUGAAGACGACUUAGAAGACAUUUCUCAGCCAAAAUUAUCAAAGUAUGGUCAGCCUCAGACUGCUGCUGCUAGUGCCACUGUGCAGUGUAUGGAAAGCGAGUCAAGAUUGGAAGCCGAGCAGGAUGGGGACAGGAUUAGUUUCAUCGGUAUGCCUUCAAAACCUAAAUCGGGUCUAGACCUGAGGAAAACCACUAUUGCUGUACAUUGGUUUCGCCAUGGCCUGCGUCUCCAUGACAACCCAAGCCUCCUUGACGCCAUCAACCUCGGUGAUGAGCUGUAUCCGAUAUUUAUUUUUGACGGCGAGGUGGCUGGCACCAAGGUUUGUGGAUUCAACAGGUGGCGUUUUCUCUAUGAAUCCUUGGAAGACAUUGACAGACGUUUAAAGGAGUUUGGUGGCAGGUUGUACACAUUCAAGGGUGACCCAUGUACGAUUUUUAGUCAAUUAAUUGAGGAAUGGGGAAUGAACUUAUUGACGUUUGAGCAAGAUCCGGAACCAAUCUGGCAAGAUCGGGACAAUGCGGUCAAGAGGCUGUGUGAGGAGCGUGGCAUCAAAUGCAUCGAAAGAGUCUCACACACCUUAUGGGAUCCCAAUGAAGUAAUCUCAAGGAAUGGUGGUUCCCCUCCAGUAACCUACGCCAUGUUCCAAGAGGUGGUCUCCAUGAUUGGACUCCCUCAUAGAGCCAACGAUGAGCCAGACUUCAGGGGAGUCAAACUGCCCAUCUGUGAGGAAACCUUUAGUACCUACAUGUUACCUCCUUUUGAAGACUUUGGAGUAAAGAUGGAGCAUGUAGAACAGGAACGACAGCUGUGGAUUGGUGGUGAAACCAGAGCCUUGGAACUCUUUGAAGUCAGAAUCCGCAAAGAAGCUGCUGCUUUCAAAGCUGGUUAUUGUCUCCCGAAUCAGUACAUGCCAGAGCUUCUUGGCCCACCCAUGAGUCUGAGCCCCUACUUGCGUUUCGGCUGUCUCUCUGUCAGGAGGUUCUACUGGCGAAUUCAUGACACGUAUACCGAGUUGAAUAAUGUCAUCUCCCCGACCCAGCUGACAGCACAGCUCAUCUGGCGAGAAUACUUCUACACAAUGUCCAUAGGAAACAAGAACUUUGACCAAAUGAACGGAAACAACAUUUGCCUUAAGAUUGACUGGAGCGAAGAUCAGGAGAAACUCCAGAAAUGGACCAAUGGUCAAACAGGGUAUCCAUGGAUUGAUGCGUGUAUGAAACAGUUGAAACAAGAAGGAUGGAUUCAUCAAGUAGCUAGGCAUGCUGUGGCUUGCUUCUUGACUCGAGGUGAUCUCUGGAUCAGCUGGGAGGAAGGACUCAAGGUGUUCUUUCAGUAUCUUCUUGAUGCAGACUGGAGCAUAUGUGCAGGCAACUGGAUGUGGAUCUCCAGCUCAGCAUUUGAGAAGGUCCUUCAGUGUCCGAACUGUUUCUGUCCAGUGCGCUACGGCCGUCGUAUGGACCCCACUGGAGAGUUUGUCAGGAAUUUUUUGCCAGUACUUCGGAACAUGCCACUGCGAUAUUUAUUUGAACCUUGGAAAGCCCCUCUUGCCAUCCAGGAAAAAUCCGGUUGCAUCAUCGGUAAGGACUACCCUGAACCGAUCGUAGAGCACCGCAUUGCCGCAUCCAGCAAUCGUGAGAAGAUGAAUAGAACCGUGGCUCGUCUUGAAGACAAAUUUUCAUACUGCACUCCGUCCAGCAAGACAGAAGUUCUGGAGUUCUCAUGGCUGCCUGAAACAGCCCGAGGAGUUGAUAAAUGCACUGCCGAUGAUCUGUGCGAAAUUCUUGGGAUCUAGAUCCUCCCUUUGACCACUCCUCUGGCCCGCCCCUUUCUUUCUCCCUUUCUGUUCAUUUGAUGGAUUUUGUUGAGAAAGGCUUUGAGUUGCAAUUGUUUCUGUAUUUUAGCAAGGUGAGAGUAACAAGGCUGGCAACUCUACCUGUUUCUACAAAGAGUUCCCUGAAAAUGAAUCAUUACAUGUUAUGACAAACUGACUUGGAAAUCUUAUUUGUUAAGAAAGGCUUUGUGGUUCAACUUUUGUCUUUCUUGAAGGCAGUUGAGAUUAACAGAGCUGUCAACUCUCCAUGAUUCUACAAAAAAGUUCACUGAAAAUAAAUUUUUCAACUUUUUGAUAAACAGACUUGGAAAUUUCAUUUGUUAAGAAAGUUUUUGUGUUUUCAUUUUCUUGUUUUGUUGGAAGGUGAGAGUAUUUAACAGAGCUGUCAACUCGCCCUUAUUUUACAAAAAGUUCCCUAAAUAAAAUCUUUUAAUGUUUUGGUAAACAGACUUGGAACAUCUUCCUGACUAUGGAAACCAUAUUCCUAUUAAGUUGAAAGUAAUUCUAACUAUCUCCCUGAUUGGGGUACAAAUGCAAAUUUGUCAAGGACUAAUUUUUGUUGUGUUUUUUUUGUUUUUUAGGGAUUUUUACUGCCCCUUGAACACCCAGCUAGCAGGGUGGAUAUGUGUGCAUUACAGGUCUUUAUUAUUAUACUUAUUAUUAAAUGUUGGCAGCUCUAGAGUAAGGUGCAAUUUAUACAAUGUAAAAGUUGUAAUAUUUUAUUAUGUCCUUUUUGGCUAGUAAAUAUAUAAAUGACAGCAAAUUUAAUGUAAUUUUUUGUUCGUAGUAUUUUUUUCUUAGCUCACUCACCUUAAACAAAAGCAACUCAACAAAAUGUAAAAGCUUGCCGCACUUUCCAUUAUCUGCUAUGAAUUUAUGUAAAUUGUGUUUAUAUACGAUCUGCAAAGUGUGUGUGUUUCCUUAUAAAGUAUGUUAUGCUUUUAAAGAAACAAGAAUUAAUGUGUGUGACUAACAUUAAGUUAAAAGUUGAUGUAAUGAUUGGGUUGGGAUUAAAAAAAUUAUUUUCCUUUUACUCUUACACUUAACUGUAUUUUUGCAGUUUUUUCUUGUGACUCAAAAUGACUGAUUGAGCUCAUACUUUUACAGGGUUGUUAUUUCAUAUUAUGUGGUAUCACAUCAAGUGUUGAUACUGGUCUUUGAUAAACACCAAUGUGACACAUUCAUUAAUAUCCUUGAUGCAAAUUUAACAUCUAUUAAAUCGUUUGCAAUACCUGCUGCUAAACAUAGGAUUCGAACUGCCUCU
Messenger RNA from Asterias rubens (European starfish), 3238 nucleotides. Its product is annotated as cryptochrome-1-like. Lineage: Eukaryota; Metazoa; Echinodermata; Asteroidea; Forcipulatida; Asteriidae. Gene Ontology annotation, cellular component: cytoplasm; nucleus. The transcript is spliced from 13 exons. Gene Ontology annotation, molecular function: DNA binding; FAD binding. The record is from RefSeq and is a predicted model, not a curated record. Bases 130 to 1935 code for a protein of 601 amino acids. Gene Ontology annotation, biological process: circadian regulation of gene expression; entrainment of circadian clock by photoperiod.